AUGUCGUUUGAAAAGUCGUGGCCAGAGUUCUCUCUGAGCAGUGAACAACAGUUCACCAACACCUCCGUGGUCAUUGUCGGAGCCGGCAUUGGAGGCAUGUGUGUCGCCAUCGACUUGAUCAAACGCAAUAACUGCCGAGAUUUUGUCAUUCUGGAGCAAUCUUCUGGAGUGGGCGGGACAUGGCAUGCCAACACGUACCCCGGCUGCGCUGUGGACUUGCAAUCCAUCGUCUACAGCUACAGCUUCGCCCCCAACAGCAAUUGGAGCCGAGACUUCCCUGGCCAGAAAGAGAUUCUCUCUUACUUGACCCGAGUAGCGCAGGAAUACAGGCUUUACGAGCAUAUCCGAUUCUGCUCAACUGCUGAGUCUGCGACUUGGGAUGAUGAGUCGAAGAAGUGGAAAACGAGCGUGACAGUUGCCAAAGGCUCCAAGGACGCUGAGGCCACUUCCAACUACACCAUUUCAAGUGACUUCUUCGUCAGCGCUGUAGGCCAACUGAGUCAACCUAAAUGGCCAGACAUUGAGGGUUUGGGUAGUUUCCAGGGCAAGACUAUGCACAGUGCUGCAUGGGACUGGACGUAUGACCUGAAAGAUAAGAGAAUCGCCGUUGUAGGAAGUGGUUGCAGUGCUGUCCAGAUUGUACCUGAGCUUGCAAAGGUAGCGAAGAAGGUCACGGUUUUCCAAAGAACGCCUCACUGGAUCCUACCUCGUGGGGACUACGAGAUCUCAAACGCGAGGAAAGCGCUUUACCGUUAUUUUCCCUUCUGGCAGCGGUACUGGCGCAGACGCUAUGUAGACCUCAACGAGACGGAGUUCAUUUCGAACAACUUCAUCGAUCAUGAGGAAAACAAAAAGCUGAAACAGGCAGCUCUGGACAUGAUGCGAGAACAGCUGCCCAAUCAACCAGAGUUAUGGGAGAAGCUGACACCCAACUACCCGGUCGGCGGCAAGCGAGUGGUGGUCUCGGACUUCUUCUUCCCAUCCCUGAAUCUUCCCAAUGUCGAGCUCGAAGCGAGGUCUAUACACAGCAUCAACGACCAAACUGUGCGAGUUACCGACGCUGCUGGCCAGGCUGAAGAUGCAGACUCUCACUACGACCUCAUCGUCUUUGCAACUGGCUUUCGAGCCACAGACUUUCUUCAUCCAAUCAAGGUCUUCGGCCGGAAAGGUCGGGCCUUGCAUGAGAUGUGGAAAGACGGCGCCCGGGCUUACCAGGGCACCUGUGCCGACGACAUGCCGAAUUUCGGAAUGGUAUUGGGGCCAAACACUGGCCUGCUCCAUAACAGCUUUAUCUUGAUGAUCGAGGCCCAGAGUCGAUACAUCAACGGCUUGAUCAAGCCGGUGCUAGAGGCUCGGAGGCUCGGAGGAGCACUGAGCUUGACGCCUCGCCCGGAGAAGACCGAAGAGUACAAUGCAAUACUCCAACACCGACUGAAGGACUUUGCCGUGAACAACUCUCAAUGCAACAAUUGGUACAAGAAUGAUUCUGGGCUGAUUACAAAUCUUUGGCCGGGCAUGGUGCUGGAGUUCCAGAAGCUGAUGGAGCAGGUGAAUUAUGCGGACUACGAGUCCGAAGGGUCUUUGAAAGAAAUUGUACAAAAGCGGCCUUUACACAAGGUUGGCCGCGUUGUCGAGGAGGGUGGCAUUCUUGAGAAGCUUUCCUUGACACAUGUUGUAGCACUUGGCACCGGUACGGUUGUCGGAGGACUCUUGAUGCGCAGACUCGUUACAUUGUCAUAG
Messenger RNA from Colletotrichum karsti, 1740 nucleotides. Its product is annotated as monooxygenase. The transcript is spliced from 3 exons. NCBI's taxonomy places the organism in Eukaryota, Fungi, Ascomycota, Sordariomycetes, Glomerellales, Glomerellaceae. Gene Ontology annotation, molecular function: N,N-dimethylaniline monooxygenase activity; NADP binding; flavin adenine dinucleotide binding. Bases 1 to 1740 code for a protein of 579 amino acids. The record is from RefSeq and is a predicted model, not a curated record.